ACACGUAGUUUAGGUGAGAGUACUAGACUAGCUUAAUUCACUAUCCAUAACCGUGCAACUGCACAAACCACCAAACCUAUUCGCUUACUUCCAUACCAGUAUCACUCUUUCCCACGCGCUCCCAUGCGCGUGUGAUUCUCCCUACUUUCUCCCUCUUUUAUAACAACGUGAAUUACUCAUACAACUUUCUUUCUCUCUCUCCAAUUACAACAUCGAUGAAGAAGAUGUUUCUUUGAGCUUUCGAUUCAUCAUUCACUCACUCACUCACUCACGUUCCUUUAGGAGCGUGAAUCUCAUCGUAAAAUCAUUUCAUUCUUCCCUCAUUUUCCAAAUUCUUCAAGAUAAGGGCCAUACAUCUAUAGCUUUUAUCAGUUAGAAAUGGAUUUAGAAGAGAAGUUCCUUGCCAAAGUUUCUGGUGUUCAAAGCCUUUCUUCCAGUGUGCAAAGUACUCCAGAAAAAAAUGGACAUUCAGAUGAUGCUUCGAGAAGUUCAGAACUCCUUCAGGAAUUCAUGAAACAUGGUCCAAAAAAGGAACUUCUUCAAACGUGCUUUGAUAAGGACAAAAAGAACACAUCUUCGAAAAACAGAAUGACUGAAGGAAAGUCAUCUGGUAAGGUAAUUAAGAAACACGACACAAAAAAGGCUUCUAGUCUUAGUCGUCAGUCCUCAAAAAAACAAAAUCGGAAGGGUGAAAACCCCAUCCGACUCAUACCACCCCCUGACGAGGAUUCUGAUUUUGGACAUCUGAGCACUUGGAUCUGUAAGAAUGCUGCUUGUAGGGCGGUUCUAUCAAUGGAUGACACAUUUUGUAGGCGAUGUUCUUGUUGUAUCUGUCACCUUUUUGAUGAUAACAAGGAUCCUAGUCUUUGGUUAGUAUGCACAUCUGAAUCUACUCUAGGGGACUCCUGUGGAUUGUCUUGCCAUAUCGAAUGUGCCCUUCAACAUGAAAAAGUGGGAGUUGUUGAUCAUGGGCAACUGAUGCAACUGGAUGGUGGUUAUUGCUGCGCGUCCUGUGGUAAAGUUACUGGGAUACUCGGAUGCUGGAAGAAACAGCUAAAUAUUGCAAAAGAUGCCCGGCGUGUAGAUGUACUCUGUUAUAGGAUAUAUUUGAGCUACAGGCUUCUGAAUGGAACUUCAAAAUUCAAAGACCUGCAUCAAAUGGUUCAGGAGGCAAAGGCUAAACUGGAGACAGAAGUUGGUCCUCUUGACGGAGUUUCUGCCAAAAUGGCACGAGGCAUUGUCAGCAGACUCCCUAUUGCCAGUGAUGUGCAGAGACUCUGCACUCUUGCUAUUGAGAAAGCUGAUAGCUGGCUGGCCACUGUUACCAAUUUAAAUCCAGAGGGUUCACUUCCUGCUGCUUGCAAGUUUGUUUUUGAAGAGGUAACAACUUCCUCUGUCAAAAUCAUUUUGAUUGAAAUGUCAAGUAUAUGUUCCGAGGACAUUAAGGGGUACAAGCUCUGGUAUUACAAGAGUCGGGAUGAGCCACACACAAAGGAUCCUGUUUCCGUGUUUCCCAAAUCUCAGAGGAGGAUUUUGAUAUCCGACCUUCAACCUUGCACGGAAUAUACUUUUCGAAUUGUAUCUUACACUGAUAUGGGUGACCUGGGUCAUUCCGAGGCUAAGUGUUUCACUAAGAGCAUCGAAAUAGUUCAACAUAAAAUCAAGUUUGUUGCUUCGAAUCAUAAAAAACUGAACCCUCACUCAGGGGGAGAUUUUUCCGCAAUCACAGGCCCCAGAUUUAAGGUUCAAGACCUUGGGAAAAUUUUGCGUCUUGCUUGGGCUCAAGAACGUGGUUACUUUGAGGAGUGUUGCUCCGCUGAUAUGAAAAAUUGCUGCGGUCAAGGUGAAAUGAACAAGCCUAAAAUUUCAGAAACCUGGUUUCCUUCAGAUUCGCGAGGCCUUGAUUUAAAUGUCGUUUCAGUCCCUGAUUUGAAUGAAGACCUAACACCUCCUUUUGAGUCUUCCAGAGAUGAAGGUAUUGGUUGCACUUUACUGCAGGCUGUAGAGGCAGCUGAUGAUGCUGCUUCUCAUGACCUACAGAAAAAUGAUUUAGCAAGAUCACAUAGGAGUGGCGACUCACAAACCUGGGCUCAUGGCCCAAGAGAAGUCUCCGCUGUUGAUUCCCGUGUAUAUGCUGCAGGCAGGAAAAGGGCUGCGAGCACAAAUGAAGAAGGAUAUGACUGCGACAGCACUUUAAUAAAUGGUUCUCCUUUACGUAUGCCUGUUGGUUCACGUUCCUUGGAUGAAAACUUUGAGUAUUGUGUGAAAGUAAUCCGUUGGCUAGAGUGUGAGGGUCACAUCAAACAGGAGUUUCGGUUGAAAUUGCUAACAUGGUUUAGUUUGAGAUCAACAGAACAGGAACGCAGGGUGGUAAAUACCUUCAUUCAAACUCUGAUGGACGAUCCAAGUAGUUUGGCAGGGCAACUGGUCGACUCUUUCUCUGAUAUUGUAUCCAGCAAGAGGCCAAGAAAUGGAUUCAGUAGUAAAGCCGGGGCAUCAAAAUAAGCAUUAUCAUGUUAUACUGGUUUGUUAUUUACCACACACCCUCGUGUGAAGAUAAAUCACCGUCUGAUUGUUUUUGCCUUCCCUGUACAGGAAUUUUUUUUCCAAAAUUAAUCGCCCAUUGAAGGGAUUCAUUUUUAUUGCAUUAGACAGGCUGUCUUGCUCAAAGAAUUUGCAUUGAUGAUUGCAGAAAAAGUAACUAAUUUUUCCUAGGAGGGAGGGAGGAUGAGGAUCAUUGGACGAAAAGUUUCAGAAUGCAAGGCAUGGUGUUAUUUAGUAAAUUCCUGUAAUUAUUUGCAGUAUGAAUUUAUUCACAGAUGAUACUAGCAUUGAAAUCUUCUUUUCAUAAUCUUUAUUUGAAAAGGCUACAUGGUAUACUUGCUAAUUUUAUUCAAUCCAUUGGAUAUUUUUUAA
This is a messenger RNA of Lathyrus oleraceus (garden pea), 2916 nucleotides long. Its product is annotated as VIN3-like protein 1. Gene Ontology annotation, molecular function: protein binding. The transcript is spliced from 5 exons. Bases 379 to 2505 code for a protein of 708 amino acids. The record is from RefSeq and is a predicted model, not a curated record. Gene Ontology annotation, biological process: vernalization response; epigenetic regulation of gene expression. NCBI's taxonomy places the organism in Eukaryota, Viridiplantae, Streptophyta, Magnoliopsida, Fabales, Fabaceae.